CCGGCUGGGCCUCGCCGCCCCCCGCCCGGCCCAGCGGUUGCCUCCGGCCCGCCGCCCGGUGCCGGUUCCCGUGCCCUGUGCUCUCCUGCCGGCGCGCUGCCCUCUGCCCGCGGCGCGUCCCCGGCACCAUGUCUCGAAGAUAUGACUCCAGAACUACCAUAUUUUCUCCGGAAGGUCGCCUGUACCAAGUUGAGUAUGCCAUGGAGGCCAUCGGCCAUGCGGGCACUUGCCUGGGAAUCCUAGCAAACGAUGGAGUUCUGCUGGCAGCAGAGCGGCGCAACAUUCACAAACUGCUCGAUGAAGUGUUUUUCUCAGAGAAGAUAUACAAACUUAAUGAGGAUAUGGCGUGCAGCGUUGCAGGAAUAACUUCAGAUGCCAAUGUUCUAACAAAUGAGCUGAGACUGAUUGCACAGAGGUAUUUGUUACAGUAUCAAGAGCCUAUUCCUUGUGAACAACUAGUAACAGCACUGUGUGAUAUCAAGCAGGCUUAUACACAGUUUGGAGGAAAACGUCCUUUUGGUGUUUCAUUGCUCUAUAUUGGCUGGGAUAAGCAUUAUGGAUUUCAGCUGUACCAAAGUGAUCCUAGUGGAAAUUAUGGAGGGUGGAAAGCCACAUGCAUUGGAAAUAAUAGUGCUGCAGCUGUGUCAAUGCUGAAGCAAGACUACAAAGAAGGGGAAAUGACCUUAAAGACUGCCCUGGCAUUGGCCAUUAAGGUUCUAAACAAGACCAUGGAUGUCAGCAAGCUCUCUGCUGAGAAAGUUGAAAUUGCAACACUGACAAGAGAGAACGGAAAGACAGUAAUAAGGGUUCUGAAGCAAAAGGAGGUGGAACAAUUGAUAAAACAACAUGAGGAGGAGGAAGCAAAAGCUGAACGUGAAAAGAAGGAGAAAGAACAAAAAGAGAAGGAUAAAUAGAAUAUGAAAUCAAGUGUUCUCUAGAUAAUAAAGGACCUGCUUCAGCAAAAGAUAAUCUGGAUUUUUGUGCUGUAGAAGCCUACAGCUAUGCCAUGGAGGACCCAGAAGUACCUUUGAUGAACCAGGUCCUUAGUCAUCAUUUAGAUAAUUAGUUUACUGCUCCUUACAUUGACCAAUAAUUGCUUUAAUUCUUGAACACUCUUUCUUUCAUCUUCUAUUUUUUAUUAUGGAAUAAAAUUUAAGAAGAAUA
This is a messenger RNA of Pyrgilauda ruficollis (rufous-necked snowfinch), 1164 nucleotides long. RefSeq names its product proteasome 20S subunit alpha 4 (gene PSMA4). Gene Ontology annotation, cellular component: proteasome core complex; cytosol; nucleus. Bases 129 to 914 code for a protein of 261 amino acids. The transcript is spliced from 9 exons. Gene Ontology annotation, biological process: ubiquitin-dependent protein catabolic process. The record is from RefSeq and is a predicted model, not a curated record. NCBI's taxonomy places the organism in Eukaryota, Metazoa, Chordata, Aves, Passeriformes, Passeridae.